CCUGCCUGAGCUGCCGAAGGAGGCGAUGCGCCUCUUAAAGAAGUGCGAAACCUCAACAGGUGGCUGGAGCUGCGUGAAGGCGAGGUAAAAACAUCACAACCCAAAUUCCACUAUGUCACCCAGACCUUUUGAGAGUCCUCCACCCUAUCGCCCAGAUGAAUUCGUACCUUCACACUAUUUACCAAGCAACAAUACAUUUGGUGGUGAAUUCCAUUCUCAGCCUAUGCACUCUCAACCAGCAUAUUCUUAUUAUCCGGAAGAUGAAGUGCAACGUUUCUACAAAUGGUCCUCCCCACCAGGAAUAAUCAAGAUCAUGUCAAUUCUCAUACUAGUCAUGUCUAUUGGGGUCUUUGCUUGUAUUGCUUCUACUCUGGCUUGGGAUAUGGACAUGUAUGGAACUGGUUUAGGGUAUUCUGGCUAUGGAGGUUUUGGAACCGGCUAUGGUGGAUACCUUGGCGGCAGUAGUUUUGGAAAUUAUGGUGGCUAUAAUAGUGGAUAUGGCGUUGGAGGAAAUUACAUUGAUCCACGAGGAGCAAAAGGCUUUAUGCUUGCAAUGGCAGCUUUUUGCUUUAUUGCUGGAUUGAUAGUUUUUGUGAUUGGUGUUACAAAGACUAAAAUGGCCAGGACAAGGAAAUAUUAUCUCUUUGUGAUAAUAGCAAGCUCUAUAUUGCUCUUCUUGAUGUUCAUUGCUACAAUCGUAUAUACACUAGCAGUCAACCCCACUGCACAGUCUUCUGGAUCAGCGAUGUACAAUCAGAUUUAUAUGUUGUGCAGCCAGUUUUACACACCCGCAACUACUGGGCUCUACGUGAAUCAAUACUUAUAUCACUACUGUGUGGUGGAACCUCAGGAGGCUAUUGCCAUUGUGUUAGGCUUCCUGAUUGCUGCAGCUUUGGCUAUAAUAAUAUUUUUCGCAGUAAAGACCCGAAGUAAAAUUGGUUAUUAUGGCAAAAUGAGUAUACUCUGGGAUAACGCAAAAGUUUAUGAUGAAACUCCUAAUGUAGAAGAAUGGGUUAAGAAUGUAAGUCCAACAGCCGUUUCCCCAGGGGCUGGCUAUCCAGAUCGAGUUGCCAGUUCUAUGGGAUACUCUGUUUCUGAUGCUCCUGCACAUCAGAUUCCCAAGGACAAUUACACAGCUAGUCCGGUACCUGAAGUUGUGGUUCCCUUAACAAAAGACCUAAAACAGUCCCAGUAUGUGAACCCCAGCAGGAACAAUGGGUCCGCUAAGGAGUCCCAACAGAAAAAGAAAAGAGGAAGAACAAGAAGAGCCAACAAUGAUAAUUAUGAUGCUGAUUAUACUACAGGUGGCGAAUCUUGUGAUGAACUGGAUGAAAACUGGGACAGAGAGUAUCCAUCUAUAUCAUCAGACCAGCAAAGACAAGCGUACAAGCGAGAUUUUGAUGCAGGAUUACAAGAAUACAAACAAUUGCAAGCAGAACUCGAUGAGAUCAGUAAAGAACUCUCUCGUCUUGACAAAGACCUGGAUGACUACAUUGAAGGCAGUGAAGAAUAUAAGGCUGCAGCUGACGAAUACAACAGAUUGAAGGAUAUCAAAUCAUCCGCAGAUUAUAAGAACCGAAAAGCACACUGCAAGAUGCUGAAGAGUAAACUGUCCCACAUCAAAAGGAUGGUCAGUGAUUAUGACAGUCGGAAGUCAUAACAAGAAGGAAACAAAUCAGGUUGCAUAAGAAUGGCAAUUUUCAUUCAGCUGGAAUACUUUUUUGUUGGACAAUAGUGGGAGAGAUCCUUUGUAUACUUUUAUAUACUUCAUAAUAUUUGUGCCAUGUUUACCAUGAAAUAAGAAUUCAGUAUAUGGGAUCUUUUAUACAAUAGUUUCACUGAGUCAAGGAAUUUUACCACCUAUGUUUUCAGGAUCAACAGUGGAAAUCUUGAGCUAUUGCUUUCCUUGUCUUUGCUAAUUCAUUCCAUUUUUCUCAGUAUAUUGCAAUCUUAAUUUCUGAAAAAAAUGCUAAAUGUUUUUCAUUACAUCCUAUAUAAGCUAUGUCCUUUAUCCAAAACACCUGUCUUCCUCUUAUUCUUAUCCAAUUAUAUAUAUAUAGGUUACUUGUAAAUAAAAAAAAUAGCAGGCUUUACUUUUAAAUGGUGUCUACAUGGCCCCAUUGUUGAUCAGCCAGUAUAAUAUAUUUUAUUGACUGUGAAACUGAUGUAAAUUUAUUCUGUUAAAAUCUCGACUUGUACUUUAAAUAUCAUUUUAUUACAGAAUUAGAAUUUUAGUACUAGUGUUUUUGACUUGACUAUCCAAUUUGUAACUUUUAUAAAAAUGCCUGUAUAUUAUAUUUGACUAUAUACUAUAUACUAUACUAUAUACAGAUACAAUUCUAUACAAACUUAAUGGGAAGUCCCAAAUCAAUGGAGUUUAUUUCUGAUAUUGUAUACACAAUAACCAAUCCUUUCAAAUUGCCAAAAAAAAUCUAGACUAUUCUGUAAAGACAUAUGAUACCAUGGCCAAAUGACAAAACAGAAGUAAAAGCAAAUGUAUUCACAUUAUGAGUAGUCCUUGUGUAACAACCACUCAUUCAACAACUGCUUGAAGUUACAGUGGUGCUGAACAAAUGAUACUUUUGAUCAAUCCUUGAAGUUUUGGCUGUUCCAACACCCCUAUAGUCAUGUGAUUGCAAUCUGAGUGGUUGCCAAAUGGCUCACACACCUAAAUGGUUGCAGUAUCUUGCAGUCAUGGGAUAGCCAUUUUAAACCUUCCCUGCCAGUUUCCCACAAGCAAGUCAAUGGGAAAGCCAACAGAGAAGGUUACAAGUUUUCCUGGUAGGUUGCUUAUGUCCUCCCCCACCCGGCAGAAACUACCUCUGGCCUGCCAUGUUCAAACCAUAUGCCCUCCCUAUCUGCUUGCAAACUGUCUGGAACUUGCUUAAUGACUCUUCAUCCUCGCUUAUCAACACCAAUGGGGGAGCGUUGUAAGGAAGUGAUGUGGUCACAUGACAUUGUGCUUUACAACUACAGUGGUUAGCAAUAAGAAUUCUGGUCUGAAUCACCAUUGUUAACCAAUGACUACCUGUAACAUAUUUAAUGUUGUAAUGCAAUAAUAAUAUUGAAACAUUAAAUAAUAUUAAAUAAUAUAAAUUUUACCAUGAAAACAAGUACCAUAAAUCAAGAGAACCUAAUUUUUAUACUAAUUCUAAUUCUCUGUUAGUUUAUCUCUGUUAGUGGGCACUCAUUUGACAAUUAUCUCUGGUGAUAAUUGAUUGAACACUGGUGCUGAUAUCAAACCUUGCAGGUGAUGGGAAAAUUAUAAGCACUGAAUUGAAAAAAACAGAUGCAUUCAUUUCGGAUGUGUUCCAAUGUUGUACCUCAUGAAUGGAACUAGGGAAUUUGUUUUUUUGGGUGGGUCCCUGAAACUGCUCGAUUUUAGGUUUCUGACAGUGGCUGCAUCCUGAAUUGGAGGUGGGGAGAGAUGAUGGGGAAUAAAAGGAAUUCAUGCCAUACAAUUAGCAGAGGUAUAUGAUGAGUCUAAACUAUGGGAUUGCAAACAAGUUUGAUUGUAGAGCCAUAGAGUUGGAAAGGACACCAGAUGUUAUGCAGUCAGAGAGUCUGUUGGACUAUGUUGCAGGGUCUGUUGAACUAUGUUUUUAAAACUCAAUUAAGACCAGUAGGAUUCUGUUAUGACUAAUAAGUCCCACACUUCGAAAUGUGACUGUUUGGAUCCAUCUACUGUACAUUUAUGUAAACACUGUAAUAAUUUUUGUUUUUAAAAAAUCACUUUUUUAAAAAAUAAUGGAAAUUGUGUUUAAAAUAUGUACCUAGAAUGCAAUAUCUACAUAUUGAAAGACUGGAUUUCAUUUUGCAAUUUGUGAUACAGUGUCAA
Molecule: messenger RNA, 3838 nt
Organism: Thamnophis elegans (Western terrestrial garter snake)
Lineage: Eukaryota; Metazoa; Chordata; Lepidosauria; Squamata; Natricidae
Gene: OCLN
Product: occludin
Exons: 9
Coding region: 113-1660 (515 amino acids)
Biological process (GO): bicellular tight junction assembly
Cellular component (GO): apical plasma membrane; bicellular tight junction; cytoplasmic vesicle
Source: RefSeq, a predicted model, not a curated record